Messenger RNA from Sorghum bicolor (sorghum), 807 nucleotides. RefSeq lists its product as uncharacterized. The coding region runs from base 1 to 807 and encodes 268 amino acids. The record is from RefSeq and is a predicted model, not a curated record. The transcript has 3 exons. NCBI's taxonomy places the organism in Eukaryota, Viridiplantae, Streptophyta, Magnoliopsida, Poales, Poaceae.
AUGGCGCCGCCGCGGGCGUCACUGUUCCAGCCGCCGUCGGCUAGCUCGGCGCCCAGAUCAAACCACCACCGUCGGAUCGCGAUCCAGCGCAGCGAGGAGGAGCAGAACCGUCCCGCCCCAACCACCGAGGAUAGGGUAGCGGGGAAAAGGCCACUAGCAGUGGAUCCGCCCCCUGCAGAGGCGCUGCCGGCAGAGAGCAGCCAAGCGCCGAAACGUCGUCGGCUCGUCAGGAUCACCGGCGACGACGAGGAGGAGGAGGCGGCACCAUCUUUGGUUCGAAGGCCGCGUAGUCAUCCGGACCUUGCGCCGGCCACUGCUGGUCGAAUGACUAGCGACCCACCUGCCCCACACACCAAGCCGACGCGUGUUGGAGAGACAGGAGCAGCGGCGGCGGCUGGUAGGACCAGGAGAAGGUUCUUCACCGCAACGCACAGGCGCUCCGAUCUCGCGGCAUCGGACGUUGACCCUGACCACAUCGCUGGCCAGAGGACGGCCGAGCCCAUAGCUGUCGUUGGAGACGCCGUGCCACAGACCACCCAGGAGCAUGCCGAGGAGCAGCCCGCGACGACGACCGCGGCUGAGAGUGCCGAGGAGCAUCCGGCGCUGGCAAGGGCCAGAGCGGGCACCCCUACAAGGGAUGGAGAGGCUGCGAGGACGCCUCCCCCAAGCAACGUUGCAGAGGAAAAUGGCAGAGCUGGCGGAAGAAGGGAGAGUCCCAACCCCGCCUCGAGCAGGGGCCUCUUCACCAGUAGGCUCCCCUGGCCUGGAUCAGGGUCCAGUGAUACCUGCGACCAUGGCCGGGGGUAG